Suillus paluster is the source of this 1950-nucleotide messenger RNA. RefSeq lists its product as uncharacterized. Bases 211 to 1935 code for a protein of 574 amino acids. The transcript is spliced from 11 exons. The record is from RefSeq and is a predicted model, not a curated record. Gene Ontology annotation, molecular function: zinc ion binding; cysteine-type deubiquitinase activity. Lineage: Eukaryota; Fungi; Basidiomycota; Agaricomycetes; Boletales; Suillaceae. Gene Ontology annotation, biological process: protein deubiquitination.
UUGAAUUCACCGCUUCCGACGCGAGCCACUAGUACAGCUGCCAGCUGCACUACUUAGUGCAAGGUUCUACAACUUUUCAUCUCGUCUUUAUCACCACUACAGUCUCCGUAUGAACUCCCGGAUAGUCCAGCGCCAGCUGCAUUGAAACGCGUCCAUAUUUUCCAGCGGUCUGAAGUCUGUAGUAUCGUGUCCAUUUGACCUGUUUCAGGCAUGUCUGCAUCUCCAGACAGCACGCACACAGCUCUUUUCGGCGAGGAAUCUACUCUCUCUGCAGAGGCACAUCCUGGCAUCGCACCAUCUGUCUCUUCCGAUGCCUCCGAGAACGAUAUAGCCAGGUGUUCACAUAUCGCUUCCGUCUUCGCCGAUCCCUCCGCCAAAGCAGGUAUCACAGACAAAUUCAAAACAGUCGUAGCAUGGCACGCAAGCAGGACGCAUGAUUCUUUGCAUCCAGCAAAGCGAAGAAAGGUAUCCUCUCCGACCUGUGACACCUGCAACCAAGCGCUCUCCCGACCGUUUAUCUGUCUGCACUGCCCAUUCGCAGGAUGCUGGUCAGAAGGUCACGCAACAAACCACCUGAAAGAAGCGGGGCAUACGUUUUGCACCGAUGCAAAGUCUGGAUCCGUCUUCUGUUCAGAGUGCGACGACUUUGUCUUUGAUGACACCAUUGACGAAUUGUAUCUCUCCACCGUCGUAUCGGUGGAGGAGCAAAGAACAAAAUUUCAAGUGGCGAAGAGAGGCCGAGAGCCAUACCAACCGUGGAUUCCGACAGGCGAGGAGUCCGCUGCCCUGCAGUAUGCCGCCACAGUCCCUUGUCAAGGUCGUCGUGGGCUGCUCAAUCUAGGGCAGACGUGCUUCUUGAACGUCAUACUCCAGUCCUUCAUCCACAACCCAUUGUUACGUAAUUAUUUUCUCAGUGAUAGGCAUAACAACAGGCUGUGCAAACAUUCGGACUGCACUUGUUGCGAAAUGGACAAUCUGUUCACGGAGAUAUAUUCCCCGACCAAUACCCCAUUUGGACCGACCUCAUUCCUGCACACGACCUGGAAGGUUUCCGCCGAGAUGUCGGGCUAUGCCCAACAAGACGCACACGAGUUUUUCAUCACCGCGCUGAAUCAGAUUCACGGGAAAUGCCGCGGUUCUACGAACAUUUCGUGUAACUGCAUCAUUCAUCAGACUUUCGCCGGUCAGUUUCAAAGUGAUGUUACGUGUGAGAAGUGCAGAACCGUGACAAGCACUAUCGAUCCAAUGCUUGAUAUCAGCCUUGAGUUGAGGGCGAAAUCUGGGGAAGCGGCUAGUGAGAACACGCUUGCGAGCUGCUUGCGCAGGUAUACUAAACCAGAAAAGCUUGGAGCAAGAGAGUACACUUGUAGCAAAUGCACGAAAGCGUCUCAUGAAGCGGUGAAGCGCCUCAGCAUACGGACAUUACCUCCAGUUCUCAGUUUCCAAUUCAAGCGAUUCGAGCAUAAAACAUCUGGGAAAGCUGCACCGCAAAAGAUCGACGCUCCAAUUCGAAUACCAGCCUCUAUUAAUAUGGCGCCGUAUACGACUCUCGCUAUGAAUAUGACAGGAAAGGACGGUGAAACAGGGUACCCAGGACCCGACGCCAUGUAUGAAUAUGAUCUAUUUGCAGUUAUUAACCACGAGGGCCAAAUGGAUAAUGGGCACUACACGAAUUUUGCUCGUUUUCAAGACGAGUGGUACCGUUUCGACGACGACAAAGUGACCCCAUCGACGCUCAGUGACUGCCUAGCCUCAAAUGCUUAUAUGUGCUUCUAUGUGAAGCGCCAUCUCGAUUACAAACCCUAUAUGAAACCAACGUACCGGGUGGCACGCGAAAACGAUAUAGUUCGUGAGCAAGCGAUGGAACGAGAAAAGGAGGCAGCGCGUAUGAAAGAAGUGGAUGAUGCGCUGAUGGCGAUGGUCGGUCCAGAUUGAAAUCGCCCCUUAAAU